Phyllotreta striolata is the source of this 1679-nucleotide messenger RNA. Lineage: Eukaryota; Metazoa; Arthropoda; Insecta; Coleoptera; Chrysomelidae. The record is from the annotation of a GenBank genome assembly.
AUGGUACUUAACGAACCCGAUCGUGACUCUAAUAAAGUGUACACCGCUGUAAAAACUGGAAAUAGACAUGUUAGCGAAUUCACGUGGAAAUUUUGGAAAAGAAAACGACACGUCGUGACACUCCUCACAUUUUUCGGCUUUUUCAACGUGUAUGCCCUAAGAUCAAACAUAAGCAUCGCUCUAGUCGACAUGAUUUCUUUGAAAAACGUUACAUUGGAAAAUAACACCAUCGUUGAAAAGAGGGAAUUCGAUUGGCAGCCGGUCCAGCUGGGGUACGUUCUGAGUUCGUUUUUCUACGGUUACGUUUUUACGCAACUCCUGGGGGGUUAUUUAGCUGCGAGAUUCGGAGGAGCCAAAAUAUACGGCAUCGGAAUAGCUGCUACCGCAAUAUUCACAUUGGCCACUCCUGCCGCUGCCAAGACGAAUAUUUACUGCUUAAUAGCGGUCAGAUCGCUGGAAGGACUAUUCGAGGGCGUUAAUUUUCCGUCGUCGAUGGCGAUUUGGGCGAAUUGGGCGCCUCCUGCGGAGAAAUCCCGGAUAACGUCCAUCUGCUUAUCCGGUAGUCAUCUAGGAACUGUUAUAGCGAUGCCAGUUAGUUCAUUGUUGUGCUUCUAUUUGGGAUGGGAAAGCAUCUUUUAUGUAUUCGGCGCGCUCGCUUUGUUGUGGUACGUUGUAUGGGUAAUUUUAGUGAGGGAUUCCCCUUCGGAAGAUCCGCGAAUUAAACCCGAGGAAUUACUUUUCAUUAAUGAAGCCGUCAACGCAAUCGAGCCCACAAUCAAACCAGCAAUUCCUUGGAGAUCGAUACUUACUUCGAAGGCUGUGUGGACUAUAACGGCAUUAAUUUGCUGCGAAACCUGGGGUUUCCACACUUUUGUGGCGUUUUUACCGGCGUUGAUGAAAUCUGGGCUAAAUUUUGAUUUGAACAGUUCCGGGUUUCUUACGGCUUUGCCGUAUAUAGCAAUGUGCGUCGCGAUUACAAUAGGUGGGCACCUAUCUGAUUGGUUAAUUAGGAGGAAAAUUAUGACUGUGACUAAUGUUAGAAAAACGGUGAUAAUAGUUGGAUUUACGGGCCAAGCUUUUUGCCUGUUUGCCGCAGCUAAAUGGUUAUCCAGAGUAUUGACGCCUACGUUUACUGUAAUAGGAGCAGGGUUUUUAGGAAUUGCCUUAUCUGGAGUAACCGUGAGUAUCCUGGAUAUAGCACCUCAAUUUUCAAGUGUCAUUCUUGGACUUGCCAAUACGUGUGGAGCUAUGCCCGGAAUUGUUAGCCCAAUCUUAUCAGGAUACAUUGUUAAGGAUUUGACAAACGUAGAUCAAUGGAAGAUCAUAUUUUAUAUAGCAGCGGGAAUAUAUAUGUUUGGCGCCUUUUUGAGUGUAUUUUUGCUGACUGCAGAAAAACAGCCUUGGGCCAAAACGAUGAAUACUGUUAGCUCAUAAAAUAAAACAUAUCAAUGUUGAAUCAGUCAAUCAGCUAGUGACUUCUACAGAUCGAAUUAUACAUAUGUAGAUAUGGGUAAGUGAAGGUUUGCAAUAUGGUUAAUUCUAAGAGUUGAACAAGAAAUAUUAUUGAAAUGCCAGUGGCCAGAGUGACAAAAAUUGCAAUCCCACAAUAUCACUCCGUCUUUUUCCUUUAUGAGAGACUGAUUGUAGCUGUCCUUGUUGCAUUCAUAGACCAUUUUGCG